AUGCCUAGCUCCCUGGUUUUGCUCCCAUGUAUUCCGCCUCUCUUGUCUUGUGUACCAGGUGUCACGCGCGGCUUAGCUCCGGUGGCUCUCAGAUCUCAUCCUUCGUGGGGCGUCUUACCCAGCGUAUCUGUCUGUGAAUUUCCCAAGACCGAGCCUCGUGAUCACAAAAAGUACAGUUUCAUACUCCAAACUUCAUACAUCUGUCCUCGCCUUCUCCGCCAGGAUAGGGAUAAACCAUCAACACGUCGGGAUACCUCGAUCUUACUGCUGCUGCCUGCAGGCGGGGCAGAAGUCGUUAGGAUGAACGGCUGUGUCAACGAUAUUGAUGGCUGCACUAACACGUCUUCUUGCAAUCCGGACACCUGGGCGCGGAUUAGCUGUUGUGCAGCAAAGGUUGGAUCAGGACUGCAGUGGUGA
Molecule: messenger RNA, 417 nt
Organism: Somion occarium
Lineage: Eukaryota; Fungi; Basidiomycota; Agaricomycetes; Polyporales; Cerrenaceae
Source: the annotation of a GenBank genome assembly